CUUUCAUGCCUAGCACCCACCCACAAAUGGGCCACACUCUCAGUCCGUACCAUGGCCCGGACAGUAGGUGUACCCUUUACACAUAAGCCGCCCCUUCCCCACACCCACAAUCACUUGCAUAAAUUCUCACCACCAGCCCUUCACAAACUGCCCCAACAUCACCAUCAUUUUCUUCACAACCCAAUUCCCUCCUCCUCCCACCGCCACCACCUCCGCUUCGGUGUCUCAUGAGACAAGAAAGAGGAUCCACAACAGCUAGUUUCAGCGAUGGAGAGCCCAGAUUUUUCGCCACCCCACUCCGACCCCUCCAGGCCGUCCUUAGGCUUCCCUCUCGGCACCGCUCUUCUUCUGAUCAUCAUAUUCAGCUUGAGCGGAAUCUUCUCCUGCUGCUACCAUUGGGACAAACUCCGAUCCCUCCGCCGAUCCUUCUCAGAUGACAGGGACCCUGAAGCAGAUGUCCAAGAAUCUCCCUCAAAAACCAAACCCGAAUAUACGGGUUUAAAGCAGAACCUGAGCCAAAGCAUGCCAGUACUAAUGCCUGGAGAUCAGAUUCCAAAGUUCAUAGCAUUGCCAUGUCCCUGCGAGCCUCCAAGAGCCGAGAAGAUCGUUGUACAGGUGCAGAAGCCACCCUCUAAGCCACCUCGUUUUCCAGUUCCUUUGUAUUAGCAAAGUUACCAUUUCAUGUAUAUUAUCAAAAAUCAAAUUAAAUUUUCCUCUAAAUUAUGUGUAAAAAAAAAUAGAUUUAAUGCCAUCACACCAUUUGAUGAGGUCUGUUUGUAAAUUAUUUCCAUUUAUUUAAGGAUAUAUUUUACUGAAUUUUUGUAGUCAGUCUCUGGGAUAAACAGAAGAUCCCAAAAUGGCAGCCUAAAAGAAAUGGAAUGUAGUGGUUGAAGUUGCAAUGAAUUGUUUAA
Messenger RNA from Vitis riparia (riverbank grape), 911 nucleotides. RefSeq lists its product as uncharacterized. The record is from RefSeq and is a predicted model, not a curated record. NCBI's taxonomy places the organism in Eukaryota, Viridiplantae, Streptophyta, Magnoliopsida, Vitales, Vitaceae. Bases 268 to 666 code for a protein of 132 amino acids. The transcript is spliced from 2 exons.